Bubalus bubalis (water buffalo) is the source of this 1549-nucleotide messenger RNA. Its product is annotated as apolipoprotein L3-like. NCBI's taxonomy places the organism in Eukaryota, Metazoa, Chordata, Mammalia, Artiodactyla, Bovidae. The transcript has a single exon. The coding region runs from base 213 to 854 and encodes 213 amino acids. Gene Ontology annotation, cellular component: extracellular region; membrane. The record is from RefSeq and is a predicted model, not a curated record. Gene Ontology annotation, biological process: lipoprotein metabolic process; lipid transport. Gene Ontology annotation, molecular function: lipid binding.
ACGCAGAUGAAAUACACAAAUAUCUGAACGAAUUGAAAUGAGUCUUGGUUGAGGAAGACCAAGAAAGACUCCCCAAAGAGCAGCUGGACAGGAGGAGGUUUCUGAAUAAGUUUCCUCGGGUGAAACAGCAGCUGGAGGAGUUCAUAGGCAAGUUCCAUGAGCUCGCAGACAAGGCUGAGAAGGUCCAUAAGGGAUGCACCAUCUCCAACGUGAUGGCCCACAGCACCGGUGCUGUGUCCGGUAUUCUGACCAUCGUUGGCCUGGCUCUGGCACCCGUGACAAUGGGGGCCAGUGUGGUGCCCUUGGCCACUGGGAUAGGGCUGGGAGCAGCAGCUGGUGUGACCAGUGUGUCCACCAGUAUCAUCGAACGUGUGAAGAGGUCAUCAGCAGAAACCGAAGCCAGUCGCAUGAUGUCAACUCUCAUCAAGAGAUGGAAGGUUCUCCUAGAGGUACUCAAGAGCAUCCCCACAACAGAGAAAGUCACAAAAGCUGUACAGUGCAUUGAAAUGCACAUCCAUGCCAUGGAGACAGGCAGUGCCAACCCUGGCUCUGCGGCCAAUGCAAGCAUCUACAUGAGCCCUGGGAGAAUCUCAGGCCCAGCCAUCCAGCAUAUAGAGGCAGGUUUCAAAGCCACAGCUUUAACAAUUAGCAAAAGAGCCCAGAUUGCAGGUUUGGCCACUGCAGGGCUGUUCCUUCUGGUGGAUGUGGGCUUCCUGGUGAAGGCGUCAAUGCACUUGCACGAUGGUGCAAAGACAGAAGCAGCCGAAAGCCUGAGGCAGUGGGCAUGGGAGCUGGAGAGGAAGUUGGAGGAGCUCACCCAGAUCUAUGAGAGUCUGCAGGAGGACCUGAUUUAACCACCCCCAGAGCAGUGCGGGGUCCAGGGACAUGUGAGGGGCUAAAGUGCAGAGGUACCUUGUUCGAAGGAAAGAGAGGGAGAGCACAUUAAUGAAGCUGGGUGUUAGGUUUUCGGCAUUUCUGUGGUUGAGCAAAGCAAGGAAGGGAUGGAUGUAGGUGAAAGAUGAGGGAUAGAAGGAAGGGGCCUGGAGGCCGGAUUAAGAGAGGAGGGGGAACCAGAGAAUGAGAGGCAGGGAGAAACCACUUUUUUUCAUACUAAGAACGUUUUAUUUUGUAUUGGAGUAUAGCCGAUUAACAAUGUUGUGAUAGUUUCAGGGGAAUACCAAAGGGACUCAGCCAUUCAUAUACACGUACCCAUUCUCCCCAAAACUCCCCUCCCAUCAGAAACCACUUACUUUGGACUAAAGAUGACACUGGAAGCAGAAUAAAGGGAGAGGCAGGGGAACUAGCAAUGAGAGGCCAGGUAUACGAACGGGUUGGAAAUGGGAGAACGUCAGUUAGGAUUGUUGGGAUCCAGAAGUAGCAGGGGCUCCUCUAUAGCCGUCCACAGGCUGUGAUGUCCCAGCAAGAAGAGUCUUCCCCUGGUGUUGGUCUAUAGACCUCUCCUCCAACAUCAACUCACCUUUGGCUCUAGCUGAUUUGUCUUACUUCAGCUCAGUUCAGUUCAGUUGGUCAGUCGUGUCUGACUCUUUGC